Leucoraja erinaceus (little skate) is the source of this 1184-nucleotide messenger RNA. It is a transcript of the gene dmac2l, whose product is annotated as distal membrane arm assembly component 2 like. The transcript has 5 exons. The coding region runs from base 106 to 702 and encodes 198 amino acids. The record is from RefSeq and is a predicted model, not a curated record. NCBI's taxonomy places the organism in Eukaryota, Metazoa, Chordata, Chondrichthyes, Rajiformes, Rajidae.
GUCUGCGCCUGCGCAAAGACUAGGGUGCCGGCAGGUGAUUCCUGCGCACGCGCAUUGCCCGAGGUGACAGGCGGGAGGCCGGCGCUGGCCCAGAAAAACCCAACAAUGCUGUUUUCAAGGACAAGACCUUUGAGCGUCGUACGGAUUGUACAAACUCAGGUUAUUCAGAGGAGUUUCUGGGGAUGGCUGAAUGCCGUUUUCAACAAGGUGGAUCACGAUCGUAUCAAGACUGUUGGUCCGGACAGAGCAGCAUCUGAGUGGUUACUUCGAUGUGGCGCCAGUGUGCGUUACAAAGGUUUUGACAAGUGGCAGAAAGAUUACAAUCACCUACCUACUGGUCCUUUGGAAAAAUUCAAAAUUGAAGCAAUUGAUGCGACAGAAUCAUGCAUUAUGUUCAAUGGAUUUGAUUAUCUUGAUCAUCUGGAACAUGUUGAGGAGAUUAAGUUUGAGAGAUGUAUCUACAUUCAAGAUGAAUGUCUCGAGAGGCUCUGCAGGAUAGAAAAUUUGCAAAAAAGCCUGCACCGUCUCAAAAUAAUUUCCUGUGGAAAUGUCACAGAUCGUGGAAUCAUAAGCCUUUACCAUCUUAAAAAUUUGAGCUACUUGUUUCUGAGUGAUCUCCCCGGCAUAGAAGAGAAAGAACAAACACUCCAGGUUCUACAGAAAGCUUUGCCAGCCUGCGAGGUGCAAGCUGACCUUCAAUAAAACUUGUUCUCAAAUUUGCAGAGUGUAACCAAUGUCUGCAAAUAAGUGAAGGUAGACAUAAAGAGCUGGAGUAACUCUGGAGCAUCUCUGGAGAAACGGAGUAGGAGACCCAAAACCCAAUCCCUUUUCUCCAGAGAUGCUGUCUGACCCGCUGAGUUACUCCAGCUGUUUGUGUCUAUCUUCAGUUUAAACCAACAUCUGCAGUUCCUUCCUACACAUCUCGCUUGCAAAUAAGUGGGUUGGUUACAAAUGCAACUGCCGAAAAUCUCGCAUAAUUCGUUUUUGCAUUAUUUAGACGUUAAAUUAUGAUGAAGUCACUGUGUUCAGGUAAGACAAAAACUAACAAGGGGCUUUAAAUUACAUUUAAAAUGCAAGUUGACUUAAUCCACCCUAUUAUUCUGAAAAAAUGGCCAAUAAUGUAUCUGUGAAAGUAUACUGCAAAAGUGAAAUGUAUGAAAUAUUCAUAAAUAAUACUGGAAAUA